CCCCCCGUCCCGUCCCGUCCCGGAGCGGCGCAGCACCGGCCCCUCUGCCGCUCUCGGCCCGGAGCCGCCCGGUUCGGCCCGGUGCAGCCCGGAGCGGCCCGGGGAGGCUCAGCCCGGUCGGUCCCGGUGCCGCCCGGUUCGGCUCGCUUGGUCCCGGCCCAGCUCGGUGCCGCCCGGUUCGGCUCGGUUUGGCCCGGUGCAGCCCGGUUCGGCACGGAUGGUGCUGGCCGGGGGGGGCCGAGCAGCGCCGUGAGCCCCCAGGUGUCCGCAUGGCCCCCCGCGGGAUGCGGCCCGGGACGCCCUUUCUCCUCCUCCUCCUCCUCUUCCUCGCCGCCACCGGGCGCGCCGGCGUGGUGGAGGUGCAGCCCAGCGUGACGGCGGUGCUGGGCCAGGACGUGGUGCUGCCGUGCCGGUACCGGGCGCAGGAGCAGGAGCAGGUGGUGCAGGUGACGUGGCUGAAGCGGGGGCCCGAGGGGACGCGGGCGCGCCUGGCGGUGCUGGACCGGCAGCACGGGGAGCACGUGCAGGAGCCGUACGCCGGGCGGGUGCUGCGGCGGGCGGCGGGCGGCGAGCUGGAGGACGGGGCCAUCGUGCUGCGCAACGCGGUGCAGGGGGACGAGGGCGACUACGAGUGUCACCUCAUCACCUUCCCCCGCGGCAGCUUCGAGGGGCACCUCACGCUCAAGGUGCUGGUGCCGCCGCUGCCCAUCCUGAACCCGGGGCCGCCGCUGGAGGAGGGCCAGGGCCGGACGCUGGCGGCCUCGUGCACGGCGGAGGGGAACCCGGUGCCCUCGGUGCGCUGGGAGACGGAGGUGCGUGGCACCAACGCCACGCGCCGCUCGGCGCACGCCCGCUCGGCCUCCGUCACCAGCGAGUUCUUCCUGGUGCCCGGGCGCAGCAUGAACGGCAAGAGCCUGACCUGCGUGGUGGAGCAUCCCGGCCUGCGCCACGAGAAGAGGAUCACCCACCUGCUCAGCGUCGCCUACCUGUCGGACGCCUCGGUGCUGGGACACACGGACGAGUGGCGUGAGGGGAUGGAGGGGGCAGCGCUGACCUGCCUGGGGGACGGGAACCCCCCGCCCACCUACAACUGGACACGGUUGGAGGCGCCGCUGCCCGCAGGGGUGCGGGUGCGGGGGGACACCCUGCUGUUCCAGCGGCCCCUCACCGCCACCGACGCCGGCGCCUACGUCUGCCGCGUCACCAACCGCGUGGCCACCAAGGAGGCGCGAGCCAACGUCAGCGUCAAGGGCCGCGCGGAAGAUGACACAGUGCGCAAGGUGGACCUGGUCUCGGCCUCGGUGGUGGUGGUGGGUGUCAUCGCCGCCGUCCUGCUCUGCGUCCUUGUCAUCGUUGUCGUUGUCAUGACCCUUUACCACAAGCGCAAGACCAAGCGCAUCUCCGAGAAGUACGAGGAGGAGCUGACGCUCACGCGGGAGAACUCGAUCCGGCGCCUGCACUCCAGCCACAGCACCGACACACGCACACAGCUGGAGGAGACGCUGCAGCUGCGCACGGAGAGCCGGCAGGGCAGCCGGCAGGGCAGCCUGCGUGGGGACAGCCUGCGUGGGGACAGCCUGCGCGGCACCAGCAUCUGCUCCGCCAUGAGCGAGGAGCCCGAGGGCCGCAGUUACUCGACGCUCUCGACCGUGCGGGAGAUUGAGACGCAGACGGAGGCGCCGGCGCUGCCGCUGCUGCCGCUGCCGCCAGGGAAGGAGCCCAAGGAGGAGGAGGAGGACGGCGGUGGCGGCGCUGGGGACAGGGACAACCCCAUCAAGGUGGCCAUGACGCACUUCGUGCAGGAGAACGGGAUGCUGCAGGCGCGGCCCAGCACCAACGGCAUCUACAUCAACGGCCGCGGCCACCUGGUGUGACCGGGCUGGCCUGGGGGGACACCCGGGGACCCCCUGUGUCCCCCCACUGCUCCGCCGCCCACCGGGCUGGCUCCGGUCCCCGGGUGUCACCCCGCUGCUGGCACAGGCUGGGGACACGCGUCAUGCCUUAGGACAGAGUCCCCAAAUGUCACCUCGCUGCUGACACGGGGCUGGGGACACACACAGUGCCCCGGGACGGGCUCCGGUCCCCAAAUGUCACCUUGCUGCUGGCACAGGGCUGGGGACACACACAGUGCCCCGGGACGGGCUCCGGUCCCCAAAUGUCACCUCGCUGCUGGCACAGGGCUGGGGACACACACAGUGCCCCGGGACGGGCUCCGGUCCCCAAAUGUCACCUCGCUGCUGGCACCGGACACGCAAAGAGGUGACAGCAGCAUCCAGGACUGGCGGGUGCUGGAGCCACCGAGGCCACCCACCAACAUGGGGACACCCCAAGGACAGGAUGGCGACAGGAGCCCCCAAACAUCCCUCGGACUGUGGUGGCUCCUCCCGCGCGGCGCUGGGGACACGGUUUGCCGGUGGCACUUGGGACGCUUGUGUCCCCUCCCUGACCCCGAAACCCCCCAAAAACCCCUCCCCUUCCCCCCAACCGCCGCGGGACCCCCCCCGGUGGGGGCUGUUGGGGGGUCCCUGGGGCCAUCGCGCCCCAUGUGUACAGAGCUGUAUAGGACGGGGCCCCCCUGGCGGAGCCGCGCUUGUAAAUAAACCCCCGCGCGGGGCCUGGGGCCGUG
This is a messenger RNA of Columba livia (rock pigeon), 2626 nucleotides long. It is a transcript of the gene NECTIN4, whose product is annotated as nectin cell adhesion molecule 4. Gene Ontology annotation, biological process: heterophilic cell-cell adhesion; homophilic cell-cell adhesion. NCBI's taxonomy places the organism in Eukaryota, Metazoa, Chordata, Aves, Columbiformes, Columbidae. The transcript is spliced from 9 exons. The record is from RefSeq and is a predicted model, not a curated record. Gene Ontology annotation, cellular component: adherens junction. Bases 270 to 1874 code for a protein of 534 amino acids.